AUGGCGCACGCGUUGAGUACCAAUCACACCGCAGCAGCUCUCACGUCGCAAGCCGUCGGAAAUUCCCCGCACCGCCGAACACCAUCGAUCACCACCCCCCCUCUCUCCUCCUCCUUCCUUCCCGCGUUCAGCUCCAAAGCUUUAGCCCCUGCCACCUUCCAACGGUCACAACAACACCCCUCUCCAGCCAUCCGCUCGUCUCUCACCAAUGGCGCCGCUCGCCGUGCGGGGUCCAUGGACGAGUCCAGCCCGUUCGCGCCCUUCUUCCAGCACGUUUUCCAGUCGGACGUCUCCACCCGUCCGAUGAUGGUCCCGGAUGCGUUCGAAACCGUUCCGAACGUCCAGGACGAGCUUUGGUACACGAUCCGCGAAGAGGCUCGGCAGGAUUCCGAGGCUGAGCCUGCGCUGGCGUCGUACCUCUACUCCACGGUGCUAGCGCACCGCUCUCUGGAGCGGUCCCUGGCGUUUCACCUGGCAAACAAGCUCCAAUCGCCGACUCUGCUAAGCACGCAGCUCUGCUCGCUCUUCACCGACGUGAUGCUUCGAUCGCCGGAAGUUCAGGAGGCGCUGCGCGCCGAUCUGCGAGCCAUCUACACCCGCGAUCCCGCGUGCAGGAGUUAUUCCCACGCGAUGCUGAAUUUCAAGGGUUACCAGGCGCUGCAGGCGCAUCGGAUCGCGCAUCGGCUGUGGCUGGAGGGCCGUCAGGGUUUGGCCAUGGCGCUCCAAAGCCGCGUGUCGGAGGUUUUCCACGUGGAUAUUCAUCCGGCUGCGAGGAUUGGGAAUGGGGUGUUGUUUGAUCACGCGACGGGGCUGGUGGUUGGCGAAACGGCAACGAUUGGUAACAACGUUUCGAUUCUGCAUCAUGUGACGCUGGGAGGGACGGGGAAGAGCACGGGCGACAGGCAUCCCAAGGUCGGCGACGGCGUUUUGAUUGGCGCUGGCGCGACGCUGCUUGGACCAAUCAGGAUUGGGGAGGGAGCGAAAGUAGGAGCAGGGUCGGUGGUUCUGCUGGAUGUGCCGCCGCGUGCGACGGUUGUGGGGAUUCCAGGGAGGCUGGUUGGCGGGAAAGAGAAGCCUGCUAUGUCAACGGUCAACCCGAGUGAGACUAUGGACCACACUUCGUUCAUUCUGGACUAUACCAUCUGA
This is a messenger RNA of Closterium sp. Yama58-4, 1146 nucleotides long. NCBI's taxonomy places the organism in Eukaryota, Viridiplantae, Streptophyta, Zygnematophyceae, Desmidiales, Closteriaceae. The record is from the annotation of a GenBank genome assembly.